Darwinula stevensoni is the source of this 2036-nucleotide messenger RNA. Lineage: Eukaryota; Metazoa; Arthropoda; Ostracoda; Podocopida; Darwinulidae. The record is from the annotation of a GenBank genome assembly.
AUGGUGUCGCUCAAGGCUUACCCGAGCGCCUUUAGGCGGUAUUCGCCGGCUACUUCUUCGACGCUGUUGAGGAGUCUGAACGGCGAGAACGGGGGCGGACGGGAGAGUCCAGGCCAGAUGCAAGGACUUCUCGGGCAGCAGGUCCAGCUGUCGUCCCUCAUGCAGCAUCAUCCGUUCUUCCUGCAACAUCAGCAGCAGCAGUUGGCAGACCUGGGAAGAGCCCAGCUGGAGCAAUGCAUGCAGGGUUUGCAAGAGCAGCUGAGGAUAUUGCUCUUGCAGCAAUCCCAACUCCUUCAUUCCUCGAGCGGAGCGGACAGAAAGAAAGCGGCGUCGCUGCUGACGCAGCUGACGGCGCAGCAGCAGGCGCUGUCGCAGCAGCUGCAGUUGGUGCAGCGGCAAUACCUAUUCCAAGCGGCGGCGGGGCUCACGUCGUCGGCCGGAAGCGAGACGCUGCAUCAGCUGUGGCGGGAUGGGUGCGGCGGGGGGACGAAUGCGACGAGCGCGACGGGGACGUCGGUGUCGUCGCCUCCGUCGCCGGGGCUGGCGGGGAUGCUCGCGAGGAAGGAGCCGGGGUCUCCGGACGCCCCUGCGACUCACUCCGGUCUCAAUGGGCUGUUGAGCGUGAAGAAGGAGGCUUGGAAUGGAGCUGGGUCUGGGAGUCCAGGUGGAGAGGGGAAGGCCGUGAACGAGUCCCCUAAUUCUCAUGCGCUCUAUGGUCAUGGGGUUUGCAAGUGGCCCGGUUGUGAAUCCCUGUGCGAAGAUUUUAACACCUUUCUCAAGCACUUGAACAUGGAGCAUUCGCUGGACGAUCGCUCCACGGCCCAAGCUCGCGUACAGAUGCAAGUCGUGGCCCAGCUGGAGCUCCAGUUAACCAAAGAGAGGGAACGACUUCAAGCCAUGAUGUCCCAUCUGAGGAUGGUGGGGAACUCGGAGUCGUCCCAGAGUCCGAGGACGGGGCCGGCAGGGAAGACACCCGAUUCCCCGAAUCUUCUCAAGUACUCCCUGCCAGGGAGUCUUCUGAGCCCGGUGACCGGAAGCGGGGGGUCCCCGCCGGUGGGGUUGGGGGCGGGGGUGGGGCAUCCGCAGACGCCGCCGCCGCCGCCGCCAAGGGCGUCCCUGGCGUCGCUCUUCCAUUCCUCGUCGCCGGUUUCGGCGUCCGCUGGGGGUGGCGGGGCGCUGCGACGGAGGAUCAACGAUAAGACUCCGCUGUCGCUCAUUCCCCCAGGGAGCAUAGAGGAGCCUCUGAGAAGGCGGGUCGUCGAGCGGGCCAGUAUCGACAUCUCUGAGGAAAUCGAAAGAAACAGAGAAUUCUACAAGAAUGCGGACGUUCGCCCGCCGUUCACCUACGCUUCUCUCAUCCGGCAGGCCAUCAUCGAGUCCCCCGAGAAGCAGCUGACGCUGAACGAGAUCUACAACUGGUUCCAGAACACUUUUUGCUACUUCCGUCGCAACGCGGCAACUUGGAAGAACGCGGUGAGGCACAACCUGUCGCUGCACAAGUGUUUCAUGAGGGUGGAGAACGUGAAGGGAGCCGUUUGGACCGUGGACGAGUUGGAGUUUUACAAGAGGCGACCUCAGCGUUGCUCCACCUCCAGUGGGCUGUCGAGUAAAGUACCGACCCUGUACGGUGAAGCACUGAAUGCGAGUCUCCAAACCGCAUUGAGCGAGGGGCUCGGAGCAGGAAGUCUGCCGUGGCAUCAGCCGCAGGCGUCCCCCAGCACCGACAGGUCCCAGGGCAACCAGGACGACGAAGAUACCAAUUCCAAAAUGGAGGAAGGACUGCAGAACAGAUCUCCAGCCUCCUCGGAAGGGAUGCCGUCGUUCUUCGGACAAGAAGGGAGGUACGAGCGCGAGAGUCCCUUCUCCGGGGAGGACACGGAUCCCCACGCUCCCGAGCCGGGGGAGGAGGCGGAGGAUCUCUCCCAGGGAUGCCGCAGCAAGGAUCUCGAGAAGGACCAGGAUGCCCAGGCCCAAGACUUGUCUUAUAGCGACGAUGGGAAUAACUGAUGAUGGCAAAGACCCCCCCCCCCCCCCCC